Messenger RNA from Lineus longissimus, 2924 nucleotides. RefSeq names its product protein eva-1 homolog C-like. Lineage: Eukaryota; Metazoa; Nemertea; Pilidiophora; Heteronemertea; Lineidae. The record is from RefSeq and is a predicted model, not a curated record. The coding region runs from base 212 to 1696 and encodes 494 amino acids. Gene Ontology annotation, molecular function: carbohydrate binding. The transcript is spliced from 8 exons.
AGCAGCGUGGUCGGCUUGAAAUGCUGUAGCCAGUGCAGGAUUACUCUCGUGGAUUAUCGUGAUUUUCUCAAAAUGUAGGCCUGAUUUCGCCUCCAAACUUGGAAUUCACGGAGGUCUGUGUCCUAGGAAGACAUCGCGCUGACAGGAUGUAAAUCGUUCGUGCUUUUAUGGGAGAAAACGUGAGAUUGUUCGCUAACCACUUUUAUUAACCAUGCCGUGGUCGUGGAGUUGGAAUACACUUGGGUUGAUAUUUGCAUCCUUGGCUUACAUUAGUGAUUCAAAGGAUAGUAGUGAUUCAAAUUAUGGUCGGUUAUCGAGCACCCUGUACACAUUUCAGGAGCAUGCAUGCAGUGGUGAAACGCUGAAACUGCGAUGUCCCCAAGAUACAACUUUGAGCAUCCAGUUUGCACAAUUUGGCCGCCAAGUCCCUAGUCAUCAAAUGUGUCCAUCGAAACCAGGCAGCUUAUUACCUCAGUCAUCUCAGGAAGAGGAUACGAAUUGUCUGGCUACAACAUCCCUUGAGGUGGUGCUAAAAGCUUGUCAGGAAAAACGCCAUUGUUCAGUGGAGGCAACGUCAGACACAUUUGGACAGGAUCCUUGUGCCGGCACAACGAAAUACCUAGAAGUUGCUUAUAAGUGUAGACCAAAUGAAUUCAAAAGUCAGCUAGCCUGUGAAGGUCAAGAAAUGGUGCUUUACUGUCCAAAAAAGAAAACUCGUAUAGCUAUUUAUUCUGCCAUGUUUGGACGGACAGCAGAGGGGACUGACGAGUGUCCGUCCUACUCAGGCGACGAGGAUCAAGAGUGCCAAUCAACAUAUACUUUAGAUGAGGUGAUGAAGCGCUGCCACGGGAGACGUCAAUGUAUGGUCGAAGCCAAUGAACAUAUUUUUGGAGACCCCUGUCCGCCCAGGAUGAAAAAAUACCUUCAUGUGAUAUUUACUUGUGUUCAGAAAAGAAUAUUAAAAGAAUUAAAAAGAGAACCAUCAAUACGUGGUCAUGUCGCACCAGACCUCGAAAAGGAUCGGCGGAAACCUCGUCCUCGGCCUGUGGAAAUUGAUCUCCCUGACGCAAUCCAGCAAGAACCUAAAUUGCCGAUUCAAACGAAUUGGGAACCGGAGGAAACUGGCAGCAGUCAUCUGAGCAUUAACGGUCAGCCAAAUUAUGAUGGUGAUACGUCCACUCUUGAUUCGUCUACCACUAUCUCUGUUGACACUAGUCUGCACUCGCCUUCAGGGACAACUCUUCCGACCGAGGAGGAAGUCUGCAACACAUCAUUAUCAUCAUCGAACCAGUUCAUGAUCGGCUUCAUAUCAGACUGGAUCAGCACAUAUAAUUUCAUUUUAGACCACAGGGAAAAAGCAAUCUUAUAUUUCGUCCUUGGAACAUGUGGAGGACUUGUCUGCCUUUUACUAGUCAUCAUCUUUAAAAUCGUCACUCACAGACAAAACAGAAAAAAGAAAUCUGUCGAAAUAACGCCAGAAGAAAUACGGGGAAGACGGCUCAGCCGCCCACCUGGGGCGCAUCACAGUCUUCUCUUGGAGGAUGCAGAUAUACCGUUAGCGUAUAAUACAGAUACUGUUCAAAGUAACCAGAGCGAUCAGGGUAACGGGAUUGAGGUCAUACGGUAUAAUAGUCGUGUACCGCUCCGCACGAGUGGAGAAUCGGGUAAUCGAACUUUGAAUCAUUACUACACGUGAUGGAGUUAGGAUUUUGUUUGUAUGAGUAUUUUAUGAUGCCAUUAAAAGAUGCCCAUUUUUCUAUGCAUGAUUUUUGUGUAAUUUUAAUGGAGAAGACGAGUUAUAGUGACGUGGCAAUGACAGGGGUAGUCAAGAAGCUGAUUCUACAAAACUUGUCCUUGUGGUAGGUUGAGCUGAGCUGCGACCGUAACUGCUUGGCUCCUAGUCCUGGCACAGACAAUGUUGAGCAAUCAAUGGACCCCUUGUGGAGCCCUUCAUCUAGUCGAUAUCAGAUAGAAUUGCCCUGACUGACUACGCAGGGUUGGGCUUGCAGCAGCAGAGAAGGUACUGAUGUUUCCUUAAGUGCCUAGCCCAACUUGUUGGUACUGUUAUAUCAAAAUAUCAGCUUAGACUUUGAUCUCUUUAUGAGGAAAACCGUGUAAGACAGCUAUGUUUUGACAAAAUGUGCUAAUUUCAUUUUCAUUUUCAGUUCAGUUUUCUUGGGUGUCACCUAAAUUUGAUCAUUGAUUCUUGCGGUCUUUAACAUGCAAACACUGGGGUUCUCUUUAUAUGCUGCAUUGCAUGUUUUCAGAUGAGAGUAUAAGCCUUCAGGAUCAUGAUCGAUCCCAAGGUAUAUAAUUGUUAAUUGAAUCCAAUAGUUUUGGGAAGGAAAGAUUUCUGUACAAUCAUGAGCAAAUUAUUUUACUUUUCUCGCAUUUAUCCUGCCCAGCACAACUGGUUGUGGAUUCAAUUGACUCAAAACGUUUGUACUAGAAUCUGAACACAGUGACAUGGCGUUUUUAUUUCUGAAUGAACCUAUUUAUUGCUGAUGUCUACCGACAUAAUUGAAGGUGCUCGUUUGUAAAUUUAUGAUUUCUGUAAUCAUUUCAUUUGUAAAUAAAUAAAUGAUGUAGUAUUGUAGUAGUGUGGUUUAUCAAAUUUAAGCAUUUGUAUUGAUUGUCUGAUUCCCAGCAAAAUCCGAGGGCAAAGAUAUGGACCGUGAAUGGACUUUCUGCUUGGUUCUGGAGUUCAUCCCUGUAGCAACCUCUUCAACUCAUAAGAUGGCCCUAUAACAACUCAAUCAUGGUCGACAUCCAAAAGCCUGCAUCAGUUCACAACAGCUUCUAUUUCUUGCCAUUCUGACAAUGCUACCGACAAUUUUGUUCAUAGAGUCAAACUUAUGCAUCAUGACAAAGCCAUGGAUUUUGUAUAAAGUUUUGUCCUUUUGUAAGAUCAAUAAACAUAUUAA